AUGUACAUUCACAAUGGAGGCGCAAAGACUAUCGAACGAGAAGCGAUGGAAAUGGCGAAAGAAGCCCCUGAGAUUCCUCUGGAUUUUCUUGUGGUUUUGGAAAAGAGACACACAAACAAAAAGACCGGUGCUAUCCAAGACCUAGAGAUUCGUGAGAAGAUUGAAAUCUGCAAAAAGAUGAAAGAGGACAAGAUUGUGGAACUCUCGCAACUCACUCUCGAUGGAUCGACUUCUUCAAACGAGUUACCCCGAGAAGAGAUCAACGAUAUUGUUCUCAGUGGUAGAUUUGUCGGGUUAGGCGGACUCCCAAGCCAAGAGUCUUCUUCUUCAAAUUAUUGUGUCCCAUCUGCAAACUAUAAAGCCGACAUGGAAAGACUUUCUCUAACGGUUAAAGAACGUGACAAGGAGGUUGCAGACCUUAAGGCUGCCAACCAAUCAACCCGUCAAGAGCUAUCCGAUUUGAAAGAACUUUUGAAGACCGUAUUACCUAACUACUUUAAAUAG
This is a messenger RNA of Eutrema salsugineum, 504 nucleotides long. RefSeq lists its product as uncharacterized. The transcript is spliced from 3 exons. Bases 1 to 504 code for a protein of 167 amino acids. The record is from RefSeq and is a predicted model, not a curated record. NCBI's taxonomy places the organism in Eukaryota, Viridiplantae, Streptophyta, Magnoliopsida, Brassicales, Brassicaceae.